Prosopis cineraria is the source of this 1102-nucleotide messenger RNA. Its product is annotated as transcription factor MYB1-like. The transcript is spliced from 3 exons. The record is from RefSeq and is a predicted model, not a curated record. Bases 81 to 917 code for a protein of 278 amino acids. Lineage: Eukaryota; Viridiplantae; Streptophyta; Magnoliopsida; Fabales; Fabaceae.
CUUAGUUCCUUCGCCCUCAACGUUGCUUUAUCAUCCGCUUCACAGAAGAGAGAGAAAAAGGGCGGCGGGUAGAUGAGAUCAUGAGAACGAGUCCUUGCUAUACUAGGGAAGGUUUGAAUAGAGGAGCAUGGACAGCUAUAGAAGACCAGAUUCUCACCGAUUACAUUGAGACUCAUGGCGAGGGAAAAUGGAGACUCGUUCCCAGAAGAGCAGGUCUUAAGAGAUGUGGCAAAAGUUGCAGGCUCAGAUGGUUAAAUUAUCUGAAACCUGAUAUCAAAAGAGGAAAUAUCACUCCUGACGAAGAGGAUCUCAUUAUCAGACUUCAGAAGCUUCUUGGAAACAGGUGGUCUUUGAUAGCUGGGCGAUUGCCGGGACGAACGGACAAUGAGAUAAAGAAUUAUUGGAACGCCCACAUCAGAAAGAAGCUUCUAUACGCAAAACCAGAAUCCUCAAUCCCUUCAAAUUCUGGUUCAUGCGUGAUUCGAACCAAAGCAACGAAGUGCACCGAGGUACUAACGUGCGAACAAGUCCAGCCGUUAAUGGAAAUGGCUGCAUCUUCUUCUUCGACUCAUGACAUGAACGUUAGGUGUGAACGUGAGAAAAUAAUGGAGGCUCCACCUUCGGUGGAUAUGGAGGCAAAUACUAAUUACAAUCCGUUAGAUUUCAUGGCGCAUUUUGAACUGGAUGAUCGUUUCGUUUCGAAUUUUCUGAACGCGGAUGCAUUCGAACCGUCUUGCUUUCUUGGGAAUAACAAAGUUGUUGAAGACAGCAACGCCGGCCCUGAUUGCGACCAAGGUUGUCGGAUGAAUAACGUUUCGUAUGAUUGCUUGCUUGACACCCAGGAUUUACAAUCAACGCCGCCAGCUUUAAAGGAGAAUGGUGAUCUAGAGUUCGAUUGGCCUUUUGGAAACCUUUGAAUCUCAAAGCACGCAUCCCUCUCUGCCACGCAUGGAGGCAUAAUAUGGUUCCAUCUUAUUUUAUUAUAUAUUAUCUUAUUCAACUUAUAGUGUUCUAUACUUCCUCAUUUUCUACAAAUUAUUGUGUAUGAGUUCCAAAUAAGGGAGUUACCUCGUAAGUUAAAUGACGUUUAUAAAUUUAAAAA